GCGGCGAGCGAGGACCGCUAGCUGCCGCUGAGAGUUGCCAGCGAGAGGCGGCGGGAGAAGGAACCAGCCACCCCCCUGCGGCCACGGGAGACGUGUUGAAUCAUGCAAGAAAGGAGAGGGAAGAUCACACUGAAGAUCUGCACAGUGCACUGUGAGUGGUGAUGCUAGUGGAUGGAACCCAAGCUGUGGCGGGGCUUGGGAGAAGACUCUGACAUAUUCUUCCCUGGAAACAAACCAGCCUGCAUAAAAAAACCAGUGACUGAGAUAUUAUUGGAAAGGUAUUUGGCAAGACCGUAGCUGCUCAAGCCGGGGCUCCUAGCUGCGUGUGGAUUAGGUGGAGUCACAGGAUACAGGGUGAUUCAUCUGCCUUGUAAUGAAAACCCUGCCACAUGAACUGCGAGUUACUAAUUACGCUUCAGAUCCAGGGCUACUUAACAGAAUUAGCGUCACCUUCUUCAAAUGCACUCCUGUCUCGUGUGGUGAUGGGAGUUACGCGACAAAGGCAGCGAUGUUCGUAAAUAUCAUUGAGCGGAUCCUGCCCUGAAAUGACUUUCAAUUCACCUAACUGAGUGAAGCCUGCUUCAGUUCUGCCAUUGGCAGUUGCCAGAAGUUGUCGUUGGCUGGGUGGAGUUUAAAGAAGUAGCCCAGCUGUUUGGGUUUUCAUUCUUGGUUUACAGUUCUGAGCCCUGAGUGCAGAGGUCUCAAGAGGACAUGCGGGGCCUGAUCUUCAGAGGGGCUGAGCACCCAUAGACUUCAGUGGGACCUACUGGAGGCCAGCAGCACAGUGAAGGAGUGAGAGUUGCUGGGAGCUACCAAACAUCGCUGACCACCACCAGGCACCAUGACGACGAGCAGUGGUCCCUCAGACAGGUAUAAAGCCGUCUGGCUGAUCUUCUUCACCCUCGGCCUGGGGACGCUGCUGCCAUGGAAUUUUUUCAUGACAGCCACCAGGUAUUUCACCAACCGCCUCGGGGAUCCCCAGAACACUUCCUCCUUGGAACGCCUCCCUGGGCUGAACCGCACGUAUGAGGGCCGGGAGCUUCCCCCCACCUACCUGCAGGCCAGGUUCAACAACUUCAUGACGCUCUGCGCCAUGCUACCCCUGCUCAUCUUCACCUGCCUCAACUCCUUCCUCCACCAGAGGAUCCCCCAGAAAGUCCGUAUCCUGGGCAGCCUGGUUGCCAUCCUUCUGGUCUUCAUGAUGACAGCUGCCUUGGUAAAGGUCCCCCUGGAGCCGCUCUCCUUCUUCAUUGUCACCAUGGUCAAGAUCAUCCUCAUCAAUUCCUUUGGUGCCAUCCUCCAAGGCAGCCUCUUUGGAUUGGCUGGGCUGCUGCCUGUCAGCUACACAGCCCCCAUCAUGAGCGGACAGGGCAUGGCAGGGACCUUCGCAGCUCUGGCCAUGAUCUGCGCUAUCGCCAGUGGCUCAUUGCUGGCAGACAGCGCCUUUGGCUACUUCAUCACAGCCUGCGUGGUGGUCCUGCUGGCCAUCGGCUCCUACAUCCUGCUGCCCCGCCUGGAUUUCUUCCGUUACCACUCAAUGAAGGACAAGACCGAGUAUCGGGUCCACGAGAGGCAUGCUGAGCUGGAGACCAAGAUCGACCUGAUCAAGAAAGAUGAGCCCAAUGGGGUGGAACAGAGUUACCCGAGCAACACGGCCCCCCAAGUUCCCGGCCAGAAGCCCUCCGUCUUCAGCAUCUUUAAGAAGAUCUGGGUCAUGGCUCUGUCCGUCUGCUUGGUCUUCACUGUCACCAUUGGGGUCUUCCCGGCCGUCACCGCUGAGGUGAAGUCCACGAUCGCUGGGAGCAGCAAGUGGGAGAUGUACUUCAUCCCUGUCUCCUGUUUCCUGAUGUUUAAUGUCUUUGACUGGCUGGGACGGAGCCUCACGGCCAUCUGCUUGUGGCCCGGGAAAGACAGCCGGCUCCUGCCCUUCAUGGUGGCUGCCCGCAUAGUCUUCAUCCCCCUCUUCAUGCUGUGCAACGUGCAGCCCCGCAGCCACAUGCCCGUUUUCUUCCACCAUGACGCCUGGUACAUCAGCUUCAUCAUCCUCUUCUCCGUCUCCAAUGGCUACCUGGCCAGCCUCUGCAUGUGCUUUGGGCCCAAGAAGGUGCUCAACCACGAAGCUGAGACGGCCGGAGCCAUCAUGGCCUUUUUCCUCUCGCUGGGCCUGGCGCUGGGAGCCAUGUUCUCCUUCCUCUUCCGGGUGGUGAUCUAGUGGGGCAGCAGCAUGGACACUGAGGCCGUGCUUGGCUCAGCUUCUCAUCCCCUGGCCAGCACAUAGAGGCUACGGUGCUGGGGGGGACGUCUCUUGUGCACUGCUAUGAACUCUCACUGCCUUAGCAGACCUUAUGUCCUGUGACCUGGGGGGUGACCUCCACCUACCCUGAGGAUGGCUUGGGGCUCCUAGGGCUGGGUCACUUUGCCCUACCCCCGGCUUGUGUGAUGGCUCCAGGACUUGUGUGCCAUCAUGUGCCCCCGUACUGUGUGUGACCGCUGGAUCCCAUGCACACACAGAUCUCCCCCUGCCCAGUGUUGUGUGACUUUCUCCCCACACACAGAUGUCAGGAUCCUGUCUCGAAUUCAUAUCACACCCGCCAAGUGUGGGGUCUUUGGCUCAGAAGAGAAGAGAGUGCCUGAGGUCACUGCUCCCUUGGGGGCUGCUUGUGACUUGCUCUCCCCAUCCCGGCCUCCUCUCAAGGGGUCCCUGGAGAGUUCACCCUUGUCCAGUUUCUCUCCCCCUGCCCCCAGCAAGGGAAAUGAACUAACCCCCAGGCCUGGCUGAGGGAAGGGGAGCCUUGCAGACUGCACCCCUCCCCCCUAUAUACGUGUGUGCUGCCCAUCCCUAUAGCUGCUGAUCCUCUCAGACAUUUGUGGCUUUAUUCCUUCCCACUCCCUCCCGCGAGCUAGGGAAUGUCAUAACCCCAGACUCCAGAUGGGGAACUGGGGCAGGGCUGGAGAUAGAGCCCAGGUGGCUGGAGUGCCUGUCAGAUACCUCAAUUACAGCACCUCCUUCCUCUUUUCCUGCCCUGGCCUUUCCCCUGCUCCUGACCUCCCUCCAGGUGCCAUUCACCCCAGCUGCUUGCACUGCCCCAGACUUUGAUCUGCCCCCUGCGGCAGUCCCUGCCUUCCCCAGCAGGAGGUGGUACAGGAGUGGAGCAGGCACGCUAGCAGUGGGGGGCGCCCAGAGAGUGAGAAGGCCAAUGCAGGACAGCACUGCCAUGAGCCACCCCAUGCUCCGCGAGGCCUUGCCUGGCUGAGUGCCCCUUGGUGCGGGCGGGGGCCCGGCCCAUUUGUCUCUGUAAAUGUAUCUGUACAGUUGCCAUUUUCUAUACAAAGAGUGAACAUGC
Messenger RNA from Malaclemys terrapin pileata, 3344 nucleotides. It is a transcript of the gene SLC29A1, whose product is annotated as solute carrier family 29 member 1 (Augustine blood group). The record is from RefSeq and is a predicted model, not a curated record. The transcript has 16 exons. Lineage: Eukaryota; Metazoa; Chordata; Testudines; Emydidae. Gene Ontology annotation, cellular component: plasma membrane. The coding region runs from base 842 to 2212 and encodes 456 amino acids. Gene Ontology annotation, biological process: nucleoside transmembrane transport; uridine transmembrane transport. Gene Ontology annotation, molecular function: nucleoside transmembrane transporter activity.